This is a messenger RNA of Brugia pahangi, 996 nucleotides long. The record is from the annotation of a GenBank genome assembly. NCBI's taxonomy places the organism in Eukaryota, Metazoa, Nematoda, Chromadorea, Rhabditida, Onchocercidae.
AUGGGACAAUCUUUCCAAUUAGCAUUGACUAUGCGACAACGCCUCUAUCACUUCGUUACCGGUCUACAAAUUGUCUGUAGUUUUAUAUCAUUAUUGAUAUUAUGCAUUGCACUACCUGUUUUGUAUAAUAAUGUUCAAACAACAAUUGAUUAUGUCGAUAGUGGAAUGCAAUUCUGUGAACAUUCAAACGAAGAAGCACUAUUGGAAGUAGAACGAGGGAAAUCUUAUAUUGCUUCAAAUAGGACAAAACGUCAAACUUAUGACCAGAGCGAUGAUUUUCAGACCUUCAAUCCGUUCCACAGAAAUUCUAUGCUGGAUGCAGUGACCGGCAUACCAAUCGAAACGGAAUGUCCAGGUUGCUGCAUUCCUGGCCCUCCAGGACCACGUGGUCCAGGGGGCACACCCGGCAAACCUGGAUCUCCAGGACCAGCAGGAAAACCUGGAAUUCCUGGUACAACUCCGAACCAAACAUGCCCGAUGCAAAUAAAUCGACCACCUCCACCAUGUCGUCCGUGUCCUAAAGGUCCUCCGGGCAUUAAGGGGUGGCCUGGAUUUCCAGGCGAUCCGGGUCCAGUUGGAGAACCUGGAGCAAGAGGUAAAGAUGGCAAAGACGGUGAGCCAGGUGAGCCGGGACCACAAGGUCCGCCAGGUUUUCAAGGUGGCCCUGGCGUACCAGGUGAAAAAGGUCCAACACCAGAAAGUGAACUUAAGGAAGGCCCGCCUGGAGACCCAGGGCCAGUUGGACCCGUUGGUGCUCCUGGUCUUCCAGGACUACCUGGUCGAAAUGGAAUGACAGGGCCACAAGGGGAACGUGGAUGGCCAGGUUUACCAGGCGAGCCAGGUGAACCCGGAUAUCCAGGUCCGGAAGGUCCGGCAGGUGAACAAGGACCUCCAGGAGAACCGGGAAUAUGCGUUUGUCAGAAUGUUGAUUCAAUUGUUCUCGUGAAUCCAUCUGCAUCUCAACCUCGGAUAGCAGAACGUGUGCAAGCAAAUUAA